CAUGCACUGCGCUUACGUACAUAUCAAUCCGACGUGAAUCCCACUUCCUGGUUACCUUCCAGCUAAUUCAACUGUCACUUGAAAACUUGCACCAGUCAACAACAACUAACAAGCUCCAUCAGGCCAGGGCGACAGCACAGUGCUGGGCAGGAUCGGAGGGUCCGGGAAGGAACAAAGAAAAACUGAAGAGGAAAAGAAGGGGUGAGUGGGCGGAUGAGGGAUUGAAGCUGCACAGAGAACCCGGAGAGGAACAGAGGGACUGAAAGAGAGGAGGAGAAUACUAGUAACAAACGACAGAGGAGCUCAAAAGGAAUCCAAACAGCUCUGAGACAGUGUACGGCCCAGUAUGGAGGAUUUCAGACGGACCUACCUGCGUCUGUGUAAGGAGGGGGGCGUGGAUCCCCAGGAGUCAGUGCUAGCUCAGCUCCAGGAGACCAGGGGAGCCGCAGCAGGAUCCAGGCUGGACCUGAGGGGACACAGCCUGUCUGUAGACACCUGUGCCGUGCUGGGGAGGGUCCUUCACAAAGACACACUCUUCACCGAGCUGGCCCUCAGUGACUGCAUGCUCACUGAGGAAGGUGCCAAGCUGCUCCUGAAUGGGCUGUGUGCCAACACUACUGUUAAAGUCCUGGAUCUGAAGGGAAAUAACUUGAGAUCAACAGGAGCUGAGGCUUUAGGGAAGCUGUUGGUGAGAAACAAGACACUGUGCAGGCUGGUGUUGGAGUGGAAUGCGUUGGGGAUGUGGGAGGAGGCGUUCUCAGUGUUCUGUGAGGGUUUGGCCACCAACGCCUGUCUAACCCAGCUGGACCUGCGCAACAACCAGAUCAACCACCAGGGGGCCUCGGAGCUCUGCCUGGCCCUCAAGCGGAACAGCACCCUGCAGGAACUGGAUGUGAGGUGGAACAACAUUGGUCUGCUGGGUGGCCGGUCCUUCCUGGAGGCUCUACAGCAGAACAGGACCCUGACACACCUGGAGAUGGCUGGAAACAACAUCCCCAGCGACACACUCAAAGCCCUCGAGCAGGCGAUGGAUCAUAACUCGGACAGGCAGUCCACUGUGAGAGAGAGCCGCAGCAGAACCCAGGUCCUCAGCAAGGAGAUCCAGAUCCUCAAGGAGGAGAAGGGACGCCAGUUUCUGAGUCUGAUGGAGACCAUAGACAAACAGAGAGACGAGAUGGGCCGAAGCACCAGGUCAGCGACCACAUCUAUCCAUGUGGGUCAGCUCCAGGAGGCCCUGAACGAGAGGAAGUCUGUUGUCAACUCUCUCACAGCCAAAUUCCAGAUGACUGAGGCAGCACUGGCCAUGUCGGAACAGAAGAACCACAACCUGGGAGAGCUGCUGACCAGAGUGAAGACUGAGAAAGACGAGCAGAGAGAACGACAGAGCAGGGAGAGGAAGAAAGAACAGGAGGACAGUGCUCUGAGGGAGGGGAAGCUCCUCAGAGAGAUUAACAGUAUGUCAGAGACAAACGUACAGCUCAAGAAUAAGUUGGAGAAGAUGGAGAGCAGGUGUAAGUCUCAGCAGGACCAGAUUUUUGAGCUGAAGCAGGAGCUCACCAACAGCACAGCAGAGCUAAAGCUACGGCUAGCACAGGCAGAAGAGCGUUUGGAGAUGGAGAAGAAGAGAUCUAAACAGUCUCUGGAGGACAUGAAUAACCUUCGACAGAAAGAGGUGGACCAUGUGAAUCGUCACCUUGAGGAGAGUCAGAGGGCUCUACAGGACCGGAUCCUCAAACUGGAGGGACAGCGGAUACAGCUGGAGGAGGAGUUGAGCAGGGCCAAGGCAGCCUGUGUUACAGAGAGAGCCCAGGCAGAGGAGGAACAGGGGAAGGUGCGGGUACAGGUUCGCCUGGAGGAGCAGCAGCGUGUGAGUGGGUUAGAGGAGAAGCUGCGUGGGUUGCGUCAGUCCCGUGAUGAGUCCCAGAGCCACUGUUCCCAGCAGAAACAGACCAUAGCUGAGCUGCAGGCUCGUAGCGGACAGCAGAGCAUCGAGACAGACGGACUACGACGCAGGAUAGAGGAGCUGCAGCAGGAGUUGUCUGGUAAGGACCAGGAGAAGGUUGCAGAGGUGAGUCGGGUCAGGGUGGAGCUACAGGAGCAGAUGGGACACCUGCAGGCUGAGAGGACCGCACAGGGAGGACUGAAGGAGAAGAUAGCUGCUCUGGAGAGAGAGAUGAAAGUGCUGGCCAGUAACCACAGAGAGGCCACCCUGGACAAGGAGAGUGAGAUAUCAUCUCUGUUUGAGAAGCUGAGACUGAGAGAGGCAGAGAUCCAGAGGAUGAGAGAGGACGAGGCCCAGAGAGCUAGCUUCCUCCAGAACGCUAUACUCACAUACGUACAGGGGUCACCGCUGCACUACAGUCCUAAGAAGUGACCUCUGACAUCUAACCUUUGACACUUCCCAUCCUUAUGUAGGCACUAAGUACAGGGGUCACCACUGGGGUUCUGCAGUCCCAAGAAAUAACCUCUGACCCCUAACCCCUGUCCCAUUUACCCCUACAACCUUGUGCCCAUACACCCUCACAAAGUGGGAUACUAAAGUGACCCAAACCUUUCUAUUACACCCAUACUCCAUGUGUUCCUCUCCGGUCCUUCCCCCUCUCCCCUUUGGUCCCUCCAAACUACCCCAGCACAAAAUAUCAACAGCACAGAUAUUCACCUCUAGACAUCCGCAGCUUCGGGUGUACAGUGCAUUCGUAGAGUAUUCAGACCCCUCGACUUUUUCCACAUUUUGUUACGUUACAGCCUUAUUCUAAAAUUGAUUAAAUUGUUUUUUUCCCCCCUCAUCAAUCUACACA
This is a messenger RNA of Oncorhynchus tshawytscha (Chinook salmon), 2798 nucleotides long. It is a transcript of the gene lrrc45, whose product is annotated as leucine rich repeat containing 45. The transcript is spliced from 18 exons. Bases 347 to 2374 code for a protein of 675 amino acids. Gene Ontology annotation, cellular component: centrosome. Lineage: Eukaryota; Metazoa; Chordata; Actinopteri; Salmoniformes; Salmonidae. Gene Ontology annotation, molecular function: protein binding. The record is from RefSeq and is a predicted model, not a curated record.